CGUAUAAUACAACGCGUCAAUUACAACAGCCGAUAAACUUCAGCUCAAGGUCACUACAUUGAAACUUACUUCGCAUUACGAAACUUCUGCAUUGCAAUAUCCAAAAGGAUCUAUCGACGCGACGCGUGUUGCUACAAUGGCUGUUCACGAUGUUGCCCCGGGCUACAUUACUUUCGAAAGUAGAGUGGCAUCUUACCGUAGUGCGCAACCCCUUACUGGUCGUAGGACGUCGACCACUGGAUCCAAAGCUCCAAAAAGUCUUAAAUGGCCGCACAAAUCCUUGCUACCAGAAGAACUUGCGAAAGCAGGUUUCUUUUACUAUCCUUCGCAAUCCAAUCCCGACAAUUGCGCUUGUUUUCUCUGCCAUAGAUCUAUUGAUGCCUGGGAGGAAGGUGAUGACCCAUUGAAAGAACAUUUGAAGCAUUCACCAAAUUGUGGAUGGGCGAUUGUUGCCUCGAUUGAGGCACAAGAUGAAGAAUUGAGCAGGGAAUUCCCCGCCAGUUUGAGAAUGGUCGAGGCUAGAACUGCUACAUUUGCAGGAAAAUGGCCUCACGAAGCAAAGAGGGGUUGGAAAUGCAAGACUAAACAGUUGGUCAACGCUGGAUGGAAAUAUACUCCAACCGAAGAAUCGAACGAUAUGGCGACUUGUACUUAUUGUUCAUUGGCAUUAGAUGGAUGGGAGCCAUCCGACAAGCCAUUGGAUGAACAUUUUAAUCGAUCACCCGAAUGCCCUUUCUUCAUACUUAUCGACGAACAUAACUCUGAACUUGCCCUGAAAAAGUCAACUGCCAAGAGAGGCAGAACAUCGAAAGCAUCGCGGCUAUCUACACAAUCCGCUGUUACCAUUGCUAGUGAUGCAGAUGUUGAAGAGGGGGAUAGCAUCAUGUCUACAGCCACACAAAAAGGCAAAACAUCUGGGCCCAGAGGUCGAAAGCCUUCGGCUAAAAAGGCAGUCCCAGCUCAAUUAUCUACACAGCCCGCUAUUGAUGUAGCUAGUGAUGCAGAUGUAGCUAGUGAUGCAGAUGUAGCUAGUGAUGCAGAUGUAGCUAGUGAUGCAGGCGCUGCUAGCGAUGCAGAUGCUGCGGAGGGGGAUAGCAUCAUGUCUACAGCCACAACAAAAGGCAAAGCAUCUGGGCCCAGAGGUCGAAAGCCUUCGGCCAAAAAGGCAGUCCCAGCUCAAUUAUCUACACAGCCCGCUAUUGACGUUAUUAGUAAUGUAGCUGCCGAAGAGGGAGACAGUAUCAUGUCUACAGCAACAACGAAAGCGAAGACAUCUGCACUCAAAGGCCGAAAGGCCCCAGCCAAAAAGGCUGCCUUGGCUCAAUUAUCUACACAGCCCACCAUUGACGUUGAUAGUGAUGCAGACGAUGUAGAUAAUGUAGAGGAUGCAGAGGGGGACAGCAUCAUGUCUACAGCAACAACGAAAGCGAAGACAUCUGUACUCAAAGGUCGAAAAGCCCCGGCCAAAAAGGCCGCUUUAUCUCAAUCGUCUGCCCAGCCCGCCAUUGACGUCGCUAGUGAUACAGAUGAUGCAGAUGAUGCAGAGGGGGGCAGUAUCAUGUCUAUAGCCACAACAAAAGUGAAGACAUCUGCACUCAAGGGUCGCAAGGCUACGGCUAAGAAGGUCGAACCAAUUGAGGCUCCUAAAGCCCCAACGGCAUCUUCUAAUCGUGGGAGAAAGAGGAAGAGCGACGACGAGAUGUCUCAACCUGACCUUCCAAAUCCCCAACCUAAAAAACGUACUACAAGGGCUAGUACAGCACAAGUUGUUAUUCCUCAAGCAUCCGCUGCACCACUCCGAGCACCCACUUUUACAGACUUGCAAAACCAGGCAGAAGCUUCGGACUUGCUUUGGAUGGAAGGAUCUCCACUGGAAUCACCCCCCGGAUCUCCACCCCCCUUGUCCCCACCCCAAUCUUCAGUCGCGGACAACCAAUUUUCAGACACAGAACAUCAAUCUUCCGAUGCGGAAAACCAGUUCCCUGAAAGACCCAACACUCCUCCAAAUCAAGGUUCUAUAGCACCUAAAACUAACAAGCAAUGGGAGCCCGUAGAUGCUGAGAUGUUUUUCGGCGAAGAAGAACAUGAGCAUUUCUUGGAAGCAAUGUCGAAUCUCAGGACAGGAAAUUUAACCAAAGCAGAGAGCCAAAUGUCGGUGGAGCAAUGGAUUUACCAUACAGCAACAGUUGCUCAAGGAAAGCUUCUUGACGAAUGCGAGCGUAUGGUAGCAGCAUUUGAGGCCGAGGGCAUGAAGGCGUUGUCUUGUCUAGAAGCAAUGGAAGUCGUCUGA
Botrytis deweyae is the source of this 2290-nucleotide messenger RNA. RefSeq lists its product as uncharacterized. The transcript has 4 exons. The coding region runs from base 137 to 2290 and encodes 717 amino acids. NCBI's taxonomy places the organism in Eukaryota, Fungi, Ascomycota, Leotiomycetes, Helotiales, Sclerotiniaceae. The record is from RefSeq and is a predicted model, not a curated record.